AUGGAAAAGCUCCUCAAGAGACCUGAGAAGCUCCGAGGGGACCCAGAAAAGCGCAACAAAGAUAAAUACUACCGUUUUCAUCGUGAUCACGGCCAUAACACAACAAGCUGCUGGGAGCUGAAGCACCAGAUUGAAGACCUCAUUCAAGAUGGCUACUUCAAAAAGUUCGUAGGAAAACCGAGGUCUAACUCGGUCGAAAAGAAAGAAGAGAGGAAGCGUUCAAGAACGCCGCCUCGAAGAGAGGACCAACCUGCGGUCAUCAACACUAUUUCCGGGGGCCCAAAUGGGGGCCAGUCCGGAAAUAAAAGGAAGGAGCUAGCUCGCAAGGCCAGAUGCGAGGUAUGCAUCAUGAGGGAGCAGAAGCCCACUUGCUCCAUCACUUUCGGCGAUGCCGAUCUGGAGGGGAUCCAUUUGCCGCAUAAUGACGUGCUCGUGAUCGCCCCUCUCAUUGAUCACGUCCUGGUUCGAAGAGUAUUGGUUGAUGGAGACAACGGAAAACAGUUUGACAAUGCAAAGUUCAAGGACUUCUGCAGAAAACUGGGUAUAACCCACCUCAGCUCGUCCCCUGCGCAUCCAAAAGCGAAUGGGCAGGUUGAAGCAGUAAACAAGAUCAUAAAGCGAGGACUCAAGCUAAGGUUGGACUCCAGAAAGGGAAGAUGGGCCGAGGAGCUACCUGAAGUUCUGUGGUCAUAUCGAACCACCCUAAGGGAGUCAACUGGUGAAACUCCGUUCUCGCUAGCCUUUGGCUCCGAAGCCAUGGUACCAGUAGAGAUCGGCAUACCAACAGACAGGGUAGAACAGUACGAGCCAACAAAGAACGAAGAAGAGCUACUCCUUAACCUGGACUUAUUGGAAGAAAAAAGGGAAUUGGCUUAG
Momordica charantia (bitter melon) is the source of this 876-nucleotide messenger RNA. Lineage: Eukaryota; Viridiplantae; Streptophyta; Magnoliopsida; Cucurbitales; Cucurbitaceae. The record is from RefSeq and is a predicted model, not a curated record.